Molecule: messenger RNA, 780 nt
Organism: Carya illinoinensis
Lineage: Eukaryota; Viridiplantae; Streptophyta; Magnoliopsida; Fagales; Juglandaceae
Product: LOB domain-containing protein 2-like
Exons: 2
Coding region: 1-780 (259 amino acids)
Source: RefSeq, a predicted model, not a curated record
AUGCAAGGGAAUGGUAUUGUUGGGACAGCAGCAGGGACGCAUCCUGCAUGCGCUGCAUGCAAGCAUCAGAGGAAGAAGUGCACAGAGGUGUGCAUAUUGGCACCCUAUUUUCCAGCAGAAAGAACAAGGGAAUUUCAAGCCGUUCACAAGGUAUUCGGUGUUAGCAAUGUUACAAAGAUAGUGAAAAACCUAAAGGAGGAGGACCGUAAAAAAGCGGUGGAUUCUUUGGUGUGGGAAGCUUCUUGGAGGCAGAAAGAUCCUGUUUUGGGUCCAUAUGGAGAGUACAGAAAGGUUUAUGAUGAGCUAAAGAUGUUCAAAAGCCAAAACCAAGAACAAGUGAUGCAACUAACAGGGCAAUGGGCUGCUGUAGGCUACAAAGUGGGGCCGGGUUUGAUCGGUUGGAAUGGGACUAAUAAUGGGAUAAACAACAAGGGAUCGUUGAAUAUUGGUAACACGUUGAAUUGCAUUCAUGAUAAUCAUGGGAAUGGCAUUAAUGUUGAUUCUAAUCCGUAUGCUUAUCCUAUAAAUUAUGAAGACAAACUGGUCAAGCAGGAAAAACAUGCCGGUUCUGGUGGUGUUCCGACGUUGCAGCAGAACUCGAUCAGUGGAUUUAACCAGCAAUACUAUGUUCCAGACUCGAAUAAGGGUAAUUAUCUUAAUGAUGCAUUGUCUCUAAUUCAAUGCUGGCGCCUGAGAAAACUGGCGUUUAACAAAGUGGAUGAUCAGGCUGUGAUGAUGAUCAAGACCGGAUUUUAUUUAUUGGUUGUUCGAUGCAAUUAA